UCAAAUCAUGUGGUUGAUGAUGUCAUAAUGGUCGAGAAUAUGACCAAGGGAGUUGAACUAAAGAUGGUAGUCUUGAAUAGUUGGAGAAAGUCAAUUUCUAUUAUGUUUUGUUUAAGCAAUCAUGUCUUUCUGAUUUUUCAUACAACUAAUACCUUUUUUUAUUCUUUAGAUUUGUUCAUAAUGGUUUAGUUUAUUAGAUGUUUAAUUUUUAUAUAAAAUCUGCAUGAGGAGAUGCCAAGAUGCUGAAAACAUCAAUGACGUAUACGAGUCUGUCAGCAGAUGGCAGUGUGGAGCCCAUCACAAAGCAACCGGAAUGUGAAUUGACCAAUCAUAUUGAGGCGGGAGACUGUACUGAAUCUGGGUUUGGAUACGACUUUUACUAAAGAAGAGGAUGCCAUGGACGGUCUAACUAAUGAGGCGUUUGUAAGCGAAGAAGAAGCUCCCACCCCUCGCCCUCAUAAAUCACAUUACACGUGUUCUGAUUCAAACAAUUGUGAGGAAUGUAACUCGCAUCCAGAUGCAGGGAUCGAUGCAGGAACGAUCACAAUUGAGGAUCAUGAAGUUGUAAUUGUGGAAAAGUCUUCCAGCGCUCCUGGUAGAGCUUUGAGGAAACUUGAUCCUCGUAAAUUGAACUUAACGCUUGAUUUGUUUUCGUCGCGAAAUAAGAAAAAAGAUCGGACAAAAAGUUCGUCGAAUUCAAGUUCCCUUUCCCCCAAAUCUACCUCACCCUUCCCUGGCAGUGUUGGCACAGACACAGCAACCACGCCGGUUUCAAAUACAAAAAAGAACAAACAACCUGUUGAGAAUUUUGUUGCUAAAAAAGAAAUCAAAGCAACAAAUGAGGAAGAAUCAAAUAAUAUGCACAAAUCUUGGUUAUUAAGACUUUUUGAAUCACAAGUAUUUGACAUGUCGAUUGCUCUUCAAUAUCUCUUCCAUUCAAAAGAGCCAGGUGUGAUGGCUUACUUGGGCAACAAACUGUUCAUGUUUCCAAACCAAGAAGUUGAUUUCUACUUGCCAGAGUUGCUUGUUAUGUAUAUUCACAUGGACCAUGACAUGAGGGAAGCAAUUCAUCCAUAUAUACUUUACAGAUGCAAAGAAAGUGUCGAUUUCUCGUUAAACUGUGCAUGGCUGCUCGGAGGCUAUUCUUCUUCAUUCAAUAAAAACUCAAAACGUUUAACGAGGGCCCAGAAGUUGCGCAAUCUUAUUUUAACAGGAGAGCUAACCAAUACACCACAGAGAGCACUUGAUAAAGCUCAUUAUUCAAUCAAAGCAUCCCCAAGUCUAAACGAUCAUUAUAAUAGACAUGCAAGGAAAACUCAUAAAAGAUCAAAAUCUGAUGUUCUUACAGGUGGAAAUGUGAGUGACAGCCACAAUAGAAGUUGGAGGUGUGGUAGCGAAUGGGAUUUAUCUACGGGUCAUGCGUUUCAUUCCAAUGCUGACGAUACCACUGCUGGGAGACUAUGGCCAGAACGAGAGUUUAUAAAAGCGCUCAUGCAUAUCGGUAAAAGGUUAACCACCGAACCAACGAAAGAUGCAAAAACUCACAGAUUAGUUGCUGAGCUUCAGUUGUUAAAUCUAAACCUUCCAGCAAGAGUUUGGCUUCCUUUCCGUGAUUCAAAUCAUCAUAUUGUUCGACUACCAUCAUCUGCUGGUGUUGUACUUAACUCAAAAGAUAAGGCUCCAUACUUGAUAUGUGUGGAGGUGCUUGAAUGCAAAGAGAAAGAGAAAUGUGAUCCUCCAUCCAAGCUAUUGGAGAGUUCACUCCGACAAUCCGUGGAUGACCUGAAGAACUUUAAUCCUCCUCCUACACUGGAGGUUGGUCCUCCAAGGAAGAACAGUUCAUCUUCGGAAGCUACUCCGGAUCAAAUUGUUGUCGAAAACGACACAAGCAUUCCUCCCGACGAAGCUUCGAUAGAUUCUGUUUCCAUGGAAACACUUGAUGGUAACCAUGGUAACAGCGAAGAUGAAUGGUCGCAAAGUGACAUCACAGACCUACAGAUGGAGUCCCCAACCCAAGUAACAAAGAUCGCCCCAUCCUCCGCCUCUUGCAGCUCCAUUGUCAUCCGGACUGGCACCGAGAGCAGCAGUGACUCCGUUUCUGUGUCCCGUAUGUCUGUAUUGUCGCUCGACAGUAUUGUGAGCGGGGAUGCAUUAAGUAUUGAUAGCCAUGAAGUGUAUAUAGCAGCAGGGGAUAUCAGGAGAAGAUUGACCGAGCGAGUACAAGGUCAGCAAACCAAUUCUUUCCGUCGUGACCCAGAUGAUCCUUCUGCUGCUGCAUUAAAAGAACCAUGGUCAGCCAAAGUACAACGGAUACGAGAUUCCUCCCCAUAUGGCCACCUUGCUAACUGGAAGUUGUUUGCUGCCAUUGUUAAGUGUGGGGAUGAUCUUAGACAGGAGUUACUUGCUUACCAGAUGUUAAGUCAGUUGGAUGAUAUCUGGAAGAAGGAAAGAGUUCAGUUAUGGCUCCGUCCUUAUGAGAUCAUAGUUACAUCUAAUGAUAGUGGAAUCAUAGAACCAAUUGUUAAUGCUGUAUCUUUACACCAGGUUAAGAAGAACAGUCAAAGCUCUUUGCUCAACUAUUUCUACCAAGAAUAUGGUGGUCCCAACUCGGAAGGCUUCCUAACUGCACAACGAAACUUUGUGGAAAGUUCUGCAGCUUACAGUUUAGUGUGUUACCUUCUACAAGUCAAAGACAGACAUAAUGGAAACAUCUUACUUGAUUCUGACGGCCAUAUUAUCCACAUUGACUUUGGAUAUAUUUUAUCAAGUUCACCAAAGAGUCUUGGUUUUGAAAGUUCACCUUUUAAGCUUACAGAAGAAUUUGUGCAGGUAAUGGGGGGUUUACAAGGAGAUAUGUUUGAAUAUUACAAGAUAUUGAUGUUGCAAGGAUUGGUGUCAGCGAGGAAACAUAUGGAUAGAAUCGUUCAACUUGUUGAAGUUAUGUCAGCAGGUCCGUCGCUAGCAUGUUUACACGGUGUUAGUACGGUUCGUUCGUUACGAGAGAGGUUCCAUCUUUCCCUUACUGAGGAUCAACUGCAUGAACUAGUUGAGAAUAUGGUUGAAGGAUCCAUGCGUUCAUGGACCACUAAGCUGUAUGAUAACUUCCAAUAUAUAACUAAUGGCAUACUGUAAAAAAGCUGGCAACACUGAAAUAUUGAGCUUUAUUUUUUGAUCCACUUCUUGCGUUUGGAGAACACCAUCACAUUUAAAAGUUAUUGCGCAUCACUGGGUUGGAUUUUAUGUUGCGCAACACUGGUAAUGGAGUUCAAUACAAAGUAGAAUUCUUGCUUCAAUCUCCGCAACUGACUCCUACCUUUUAGACGAGUCAGCCAUUUUACCUUUGCCUUGUGCAAUAAAAUAGUAAAUUACUCCCAUACCCACUUUACACUGGUUUGCUGUCGGCAAACUCUUGUUUUUCUUGCUUGUUAUGCAAUUGCUGCUUCGUCUUUUAUCUGAACUAAAUGUAAUAAACAUCUGACUUGCA
Ciona intestinalis (vase tunicate) is the source of this 3484-nucleotide messenger RNA. The record is from RefSeq and is a predicted model, not a curated record. NCBI's taxonomy places the organism in Eukaryota, Metazoa, Chordata, Ascidiacea, Phlebobranchia, Cionidae.